AUGUCUAUAGGCAAGCACUCUUUAGAACCAUUUUUUCAAAUGCAGAACGCUGCAGUUCCCCCACCUCAUGUUAUCUCCUGCCUCCCCAUACAUUCCCUCGGAGUUGCCACUGUCAAUGUAAGCACAUUGAAAGGAAGGUCUGGCGAGAUUGUUGAGAUGCUUGAAUGGAGACGUGUUGACGUGUGCUGCUUUCAAGAAGUAAGGUGGCAGGAAUCUUCAGCCAAGUUCCUCACAGGCAAGAGGCAUAGGUAUAAACUCUUCUGGGAGGGCAACGGUGAUGGGGAAGAAGGUCUAGGCAUACUUCUUGCAGAAAAAUGGGUCAAUAAAGUGACUAAGGUAGAUGGAGUAUGUGAUAGAGUACACAAGCUUAGGCUAGUUUUACAGAGCUGCACAGCAACAAUCAUUUCUGCCUAUGCCCCACAUCCGGGUCUACUAAAUAAACAAAAGGACCCCUUUUAUGACAUUCUUCUGCAGGCUACCUCAAAGAUGAAUUACAGUGACCUUAUCUUCGUGGUUGGUGAUUUCAACAGACAUGUUGGGCAGCACCCAGGUGUCUUCCAUGGGGUACAUAGGAGCCAUGGAAUUGGCUCCCGAAAUGAAGAGGGAACAAGGUUGCUGGAGUUCUGUUAUGCGAACGACCUAAUGAUCUGCAACACCAACUUCAGGAAACCAGCCAGUCAUAAACCUGGUGACUACAUCAGCCAGGUUAACUACAUUCUCACCAGAAAGAGUAAUCCAUGA
Octopus sinensis (East Asian common octopus) is the source of this 741-nucleotide messenger RNA. Its product is annotated as craniofacial development protein 2-like. The record is from RefSeq and is a predicted model, not a curated record. Gene Ontology annotation, molecular function: catalytic activity. Gene Ontology annotation, biological process: chromatin remodeling. Gene Ontology annotation, cellular component: nucleus. The coding region runs from base 1 to 741 and encodes 246 amino acids. The transcript has a single exon. Lineage: Eukaryota; Metazoa; Mollusca; Cephalopoda; Octopoda; Octopodidae.